AUGAUAAACUUCAUCAUUGAUCUAGAAAUGCGUUCCAAAAGCCUAGAACUAACAAUCAAAAGCAGAAUAACAACGACUACAAGGGCUAGAAAAAGAAUGAAUGCGAGUAAUGCAUCUGCUCGCGGUCGGCUUCAAGACAGCCUCGCAUUUUAUGGUCAACAUACCAGUUCUCCGAACGUCGAUGUAGAUACCACUGUGACGACUAGAAUUUAUCAAGGUGGCUUAGAUUCUCUUCUUGAAAAGGAAUGUACAAUGCAAGGAAAGAAAAGGCGAAACCUUAAUGAGAACGCAUUUUUUGCCAUUUUGAACUCAUCUAAAGCCUACCUACAAGCAGAAUUGGCCAAUCAGGAAAAAGUGAACGAUAGCGUCACGUUCUGGGAAAGGUUGACGACAUUACUGCUCAUAAAUUGGAAUUGUAAAUUAAGGAUGAAAGUCCCAUUCUUGACAGUGAUAAAGGAAAUCCUUGCAAAAAUCAAAUCCCAAAUAAAGUAUCCAUCUGCACCUCCUAUGCCGCCAUUCCCUGUUGAAGGCGAGUAUGUCUACGAAAUUCCGGGUCUUGCAAUUGUGAGUGAAGAGGAAGAAAAACAAAAAUUUCCGCCGCUUUUUGGGACUUCUUUAAUCGAUUUUUACUUUUCCUUUCAGCCGCGAGAUGGAAAGGAGGUGACAAAUCCACUAGUGGUUAUUGAUCAAAUGGACAUAAAUGAACUAGUUUUAACCAAACUGGUUGGUUUUUUGUCCAAGCUCAAAAAUUUCGCAAACGAUGGGAAACAAUGUCUAAAGGGUGCAAACAGACCAAAAUAA
Echinococcus granulosus is the source of this 801-nucleotide messenger RNA. RefSeq lists its product as hypothetical. The record is from RefSeq and is a predicted model, not a curated record. The transcript is spliced from 5 exons. NCBI's taxonomy places the organism in Eukaryota, Metazoa, Platyhelminthes, Cestoda, Cyclophyllidea, Taeniidae. The coding region runs from base 1 to 801 and encodes 266 amino acids.